Messenger RNA from Corvus hawaiiensis (hawaiian crow), 3562 nucleotides. It is a transcript of the gene IFNAR1, whose product is annotated as interferon alpha and beta receptor subunit 1. The record is from RefSeq and is a predicted model, not a curated record. The transcript has 11 exons. Gene Ontology annotation, molecular function: protein binding. NCBI's taxonomy places the organism in Eukaryota, Metazoa, Chordata, Aves, Passeriformes, Corvidae. The coding region runs from base 76 to 1896 and encodes 606 amino acids.
GCGCCCACCCCUCACAGCGCCCGGGCCGCUCCUGCGCAGGCGCCACCGGCGGAGCUUCCGGCAGCGCUGCCCUGGAUGGCGGAGCCGGGGGAUGGAGCGGCGGCGGAGCCCGGGGAUGGAGCGGCGGCGGAGCCGGAGGAGCCCAGGGAGGGAUGGACGGAGGAGCUUCGGGGCAGAUGGAUGGCGGAGCAGCGGCGGCUGUGGGUGCCGGGCGGGCGCUGGCUGGCGGCGGUGCUGCCUCUGCUGCUGGUCGCGGCCCCGCUGCCCUGCGCAGGCCAGAGCAGCCUGCAGAGCCCAGAGAAUGUCCGGGUCUGUGCUGUGAACACCAAUUUCACUCUGAGCUGGGAUUACACCGGCAAUGAUCCCAAUGUGACCUUUUCAGCAGAAUUCCAGCUGUCGGAGCUCAAGGACAGGGGCUGGCGGGAGCUGCCGGGGUGCCAGGCUGUGGCUGGCACAGAGUGUGACAUCUCCUCGGCCAUCUCGGAGUACUACGAUGCCCACUACGUGCGUGUGAGGGCCCAGGCGGGGCACGCGGUGUCUGCCUGGUCCGAGAUCCUGGAGAUGGUGCCGGAUCUCAUUGCUCAGAUUGGUCCACCAGGACUGGAAUUGCAGUCCACAAAUGGAGCCAUAAAAAUUAAGGUUUCUCCUCCAGAAGCAAAUCAGAUGAAAAAAAUAUGGAUCAAUGAUCUAAGUUUUAAAUAUAACCUGGUCUUCUGGGAAAACUCAUCACAUGCUCAGCUGCAGAGUAAAAAUAUUUUCCCUGUUGACACCAUUGAUGACCUUGCCCCAGACACCACCUAUUGCUUCAAAGUUCAAGCAAAUCUCCCCAUGGAGGCAAAGGAAGGCUUCUUCAGCCCCAUCAGCUGUGUGAAAACCACCCAGAAAGUGAAUGACCUUCUGUGUGCAACCAACCUGAGUGUCCUGGCUUUGAACAUGAAAUUCCACCUGCUCUGGAAUAAGCAGGGCAGACAACAGGGGAGCUACAACGUCCAGUACCUCUUUGGGUACAUGAAGGACCUCAAUGAGGAUUACUCAGGCAAGUGGCUCAGUGUCCCCGGGUGUGAGAACAUCAGCAGCACCUGGUGCAACUUCACCUCCAUCAUCACCACCACUGGAUUUUAUUAUCUGCGAGUGCAGGCCAGGGAGGGACACAACAAAUCCUGUUUCUCCAGAGAUGUUAAAGUAGAUCCUCUGAAAACAAAUGGAAUUGGCCCCCCUGGUGUAAGGCUGGACCUCAGUGACACUUUGCUCCACAUCCUUAUUUAUCCUCCAGGAGGAGCUGAGAAUGAAGUCAUGAAUGGCCAUUAUGACUUGUCCUACAGGAUCCUGUACUGGAAGAACAUCUCAAAUGAGGAGGAGGAGGUGGAGCAGAAGGAGGUGAAGCAGACCAUAGCCACAGUCCCUGGCCUCUCCCCCUCCACGCUGUACUGUGUCAAAGUCCAGGCCGUCUCAAAGCCUUACAACAAAAGCAGUGCCUACAGCCAGCAGGAAUGCAUCCAGACCCCUGCAGGUACAUCUUUACCUCUGAUCAUUUUUGGAAUUUUCAUGGGUGCCCUGCUGGUUGUCCUGCUGGUGGCCACCCCUGUUGUUUUUGUGCUCUACCAAGCCUACAGCAAAAUCAAAUACGUGUUCUUCCCCUCCUGCCAGCCCCCCCCGAACAUCGAGGGGUUUGGAGCACAACUUUUCAGCAGCCCUUACCUGUCCACUGCAGAGGAAGCAGUGGAAAGUUGCUGUGUGAUUGAAUCCAUGAUCACAGAAGAGGGAAAUCAAAUAGAUUUUACAGACUACAACCAUUCCAAACAGAGCAGUCGAGACUCAGGGAAUUAUUCCAACGAUGACAACAACACUUCCGUGAGCAAAGGAUCCAAAGAAACACUGGAAAAGGAAAUGGUGUAACUUUGGGAAGACAAAACACAUCUGUGGGACUGGCAACUUCACACACACUUCAAUCCUCUUUACAAUGCCAGCCCCAGCCCGAGGGGGACACUGUGACCUUUGGGAUCCCCAGUGGGGCACUGUGACCUUUGGGAUCCUGAGGGGGACACUGUGGCCUUUGGGAUCCUGAGGGGGACACUGUGGCCUUUGGGAUCCCCAGUGGGGCACUGUGGCCUUUGGGAUCCCAAGGGGGACACUGUGACUUUUGGGAUCCCGAGGGGGACACUGUGACUUUUGGGAUCCUGAGGGGGACACUGUGACCUUUGGGAUCCCCAGUGGGACACUGUGGCCUUUGGGAUCCUGAGGGGGACACUGUGGCCUUUGGGAUCCUGAGGGGGACACUGUGACUUUUGGGAUCCUGAGGGGGACACUGUGACCUUUGGGAUCCCCAGUGGGACACUGUGGCCUUUGGGAUCCUGAGGGGGACACUGUGGCCUUUGGGAUCCUGAGGGGGACACUGUGACUUUUGGGAUCCUGAGGGGGACACUGUGGCCUUUGGGAUCCCCAGUGGGACACUGUGACUUUUGGGAUCCCGAGGGGGACACUGUGACUUUUGGGAUCCUGAGGGGGACACUGUGACCUUUGGGAUCCUGAGGGGGACACUGACUUUUGGGAUCCUGAGGGGGACACUGUGGCCUUUGGGAUCGCUGUGUUUGGGUUUCCAGAGCUGCCCUGGAAGCCGGGGGGAGCUCCUGACCCUGGGGUGGGAAUGGCCCCGGUGUCCCCACCCCAGCCAGGGCCGCCCUUGUGCAGCAGGAGCAGCUUUGGGCACUUCCUGUACUUGAAGCCGAUGAGCUGAGCAAACCCCUCCUGUUCCAGCAGAGCUGCUUCCUUCUGAGCUUUGUGUGGAGUUACUCCCACAGUGUUUACACAGCCAGAGAAAUCCAUGCUGGACACAAUCCUGUGGAGUUGUCACACUUCCAGCCCCUGGGCAGUGCUUGGCUCAGCAGGCCCAGAGCUAAAGGUGCCAAGGGAGCAAGAGGAGCAGCAGUGAGGAGGCUCGGAUUCCUCACGGGAUUCCUGGUGCCAUUCCUCAUGGAUGUGGCUGGGGAUGCUCCCAGUGCUUGUUCUGUAUCUCACUCCCCAUCCCUGGAAUGUCCAAGGCCAGGCUGGACAUUGGGGCUUGGAGCCACCUGGGACAAGAGUGGAAGGUAUCCUGUCCCUGGCAAGGGUGGAAUGGGAUGAGCUUUAAGAUCUCUCCAAACUCUUUCUGGAAUUAGCAGGACCCACGUGGAAUUCAGGAAAUGCCUUUAGCAGAGGGAUGAGCUUGGCACUCAAAGCUUUCCCAGCUUAGUCCUGUCUUGCCAACAGACUUUUCUUUGGACAAAUGAUCAGGAUGUGCUGCAGCAACAUUUCAGUUUCCAUAUUCCUUAUUUCCCAUACUGACUCCGCUGUCUUCCAGAGUCAUUUUUUUAAGCUACCUUAUUUUUUUAUGAAGAAACUGCUUUGGAAUCAGCUGUGUUUGAGCAUCCCAUGGGCUCUUGUUGUUUGUUCUAACAAGGAACUCUUGAUGUUGAUAUAUCCUUUUUUUUUUAUAAUUUUGAAGAAGUUACCUAAUUUUAUAAAUUUACUGUGUUUAUUUAUGUUCAUUGAAGAACAUAAUAAAUUUUGCACAUUUGCUUCUGUU